UAAUUGUGUUUUUAAAUGUAAAUUUCACGUGGUAAUUACGUUAUGGUCACCGAUAAACUGUAUAGCCGUACUUAACACACAGGACACUGCACUGUGAACCAAAAGUCCCCCCACCUCCAAAAGGAUCCAUCGAUGCCUGGGUCUGACUCAGAGGUCUAACUGGGUAAAAUCACUGCCUCCUUCAUGUCAGUUCCAGGAAGAGGUAAAUCGCGAUAUACUAUCUUCGGUGGUCUGCCUCUGCCAGUACCCUAUGUGACUGCACUUUUGUCCUGAUCUUUAUUGAACUGUUUUUCUUUAAUUAAACCUUGAAACAAAAGUCACUACUUUGACCGAAUAUUUGGAUAGCUGUUUCCAGGCGAACGUACAACAAACCCAGCGUUCUACUUCCUUCCUUGUAGGCAAACGGGUCUCGUUUAGAUCUCAGUCGUGAUACGGUAUUUCUAACAACAGCACCGCACGAUGUGAAAGUAGGCUACUCAUUGCUAGUGGCUCAUUCGAAUUAAAAAUGCAUUUUAAUAUUUUAAUUAUGCAAAGUUAACAAUGUAACAGUUGAAAUUGAUCAUAUCGCACAAUAUGCUUUAUAUUGUAAAAUACUGUGAAAUAAGGACCAGCUACACCGUCCGUCUGCGUCGCCUUCGACUCUGUCAAUGAAGAGCUAUCUUCUCGGACGAAAGCGGGCUAAUAAGAUUCUAAGCGGGAGGGCAGAGCCGCGCGCGAGACCCAGAAAGCAGGAACACACAGUCGCUUGAAGUGGCGAGAGAGCCGCAUAACCGAUGUGCUAUAACAGCUAGAGGUAUUAAUAGCAGGACGUGUACAGAGCACCGAACCUUGACCACAUGAAACUGACAUCAACCCACCUUCCUCGUAGCUACGUCGGUGUCCCUGACAGCAAGCGCACACUUGGAGCACGCUAAAUUAUGUCUAAGGGACAUCAGUGUUGUGUUUCUAAAUGCCUUUCUGUGCCUUGGCAUCGCGACUGUGCCACUGCAUUGUUCGCUCUUGUAGCCGGAUUACGGUUUUACUCUGAGAAACUUGAACACACGGAGAGAUAGCUACAUUUUCCUUGUCGUUCGUCUGGACAUUUCAUCAUGGAAGUAAAAGAAGAGAAAGCGAAAAAACAACCAACUAAAGCCAAAACAAAACGCAGAGAAAACAAACAGAAACCGAGGAAGCUUUUCCGAAGGAAAUCGCUGAAGUCGAUGGGAAGUCUUGUGAAUAAGAUUUUUAAAACUUUUGGCACUUUGACUCACUUCAAAGACGUCGACCUGCCUGACGCCGAAGAUGACGACGGCGGAUUCCGAGACAGCACACCUUGCAAGUUCACUGCCAGCUCAGGAAAUCUCAAAGGGGAUAUACAGGUUGCCAGGGAUCGCAUAAUAAAAAAGAGUCUCACACUGUCUUCCCACGGAUCUAUUAAAGAAAGACUGCCUUGUUGCUAUGGGGAAAAAACCCCGGGGGUUCUCGGCUUGAAAAACCAUGGCAACACCUGUUUCAUGAAUGCAGUGAUCCAGUGCCUGAGCAAUACGGAUCUUUUUGCGGAAUAUCUUGGUCUGGAGCUAUACAAAUCAGAUUUCAUUAAGAGGGCUAACGGGAUUUUAAGUGAAGACGCGCAAUACGUUAGGGGGGAAGUGACGGAGCAGCUCGCCUCCUUGGUGAGGGCUCUUUGGACGCUGGAGUACACGCCGCAGCUGUCAGUAGAGUUCAAGAACACUGUGUCCAAAUGCAGCGCUCAGUUCCGGGGGAACUCGCAGCAGGACGCUCUGGAGUUCCUGCUGUGGCUCCUGGAUCGCGUGCACGAGGACGUCAACUCCUCCCCCAGGGGGCGCCAUCGCAAGACCAAAGCAUCCGCCGCGGAGGCUGCUGGAGGAGAGGAGACCCCCUCCCUGGGUUCCGCGUGUCCCCCCCAGCCCAGCGCCCCGGGGGGGCCCUACAGCUUUGUGCAGGAGCACUUCCAGGCCCAGUACAAGUCCUCCCUCACCUGCCCUCACUGCCUUAAGCAAAGCAACACCUUCGACCCCUUCCUCUGCAUCUCCCUGCCCAUCCCACUGCGCCAGACCAGGCACGUGACGGUGACCCUGGUCUUCAGCACCAGGACCCAGCGGUACCUGCGGGUGGGGCUGGCCGUCCCCCUGCUGGGGUCCCUGGCCUGCCUGCGGAGGAUGGUGGCUGACGAGGGAAAAAUCUCUCCGGAGCAGGUGAUCCUGACUGAGAUCUACCCCACAGGGUUCCAGAGGUCCUUCUUCGACGAGGACGACCUGAGCAGCAUCGCGGAGAGCGAUGUCAUCUACGCCUUCCAGGCCCCGCCCCUCUACGGGAGGGCCGGCCCCACACAAUUCUCAGGGAACCAUCACAGCCUGCCCUCCUCCCCCUACUCCUCUGGGUCCGAAGGUCAGAGGUUACCCCCCUCAGGUGCUCUCUCCUCCGAGUUCCUGAAUCGCGGGGGGUCAGCCAAGACCCUGCUCCUCGUCUGCAACACCGCAGGGGCGGGGCAACAGGCCGUCCGGUUCGGUCCUCCCUUCCUCAUGCGCGAGGACAGGAGCGCCCCCUGGCACCAGCUGCAGCAGAGCAUUCUGGGAAAACUGAGCUACCUGAUGCUCAACGGGGGGCUAGUACAGAACGCAGGAGCGCUCUUUAAGAUUCGUGUGGUGGGAGGAUCGGCGACGUGCAGCUACUUGUCCCCUCAGGAUGGACGGCCGCUCUACCACUCCGCUGUGGACAGAGCCCUGAAGUUCUGCAGACCUGGGGGACCCCCGCAUGUGAAGCUCAUCGUGGAGUGGGACCCCAAGAUCAAAGAACGUGUGUUUGGGAACCUGCAGGAGGAGCUGGUUCAGGAUGCAGACAGUGUGAGGUCACAGCAGGAGCAGCAGCUGCAGCAGCACAGCUGUACGCUGGACGAGUGCUUCCAGCUCUACACCAAAGAGGAGCAGCUGGCGCCAGACGACGCCUGGAAGUGCCCGCACUGCCAGCAGCUGCAGCAGGGCCGGGUGAAGAUGAACCUGUGGACGCUGCCCGACAUCCUCAUCCUCCACCUGAAGCGCUUCCGGCAGGUGGGCGAGCGCCGGCACAAGCUCUGCACGCUGGUGCGCUUCCCGCUGGCCGGCCUGGACAUGGGGCCCCACGCCGUCCACAGGGGCCCCUGGCCCCCCGCCGCCGCCGCCGCCGCCGCCCCACCCGGGCCUGGGGCCGGCCCGCCCCCCGACUGCCUGUACGACUUGUACGCGGUGUGCAACCACCACGGAGGCAUGCACGGCGGGCACUACACAGCGUACUGCAGGAACUCUGUAGACGGGCAAUGGUACUGCUAUGAUGACAGCAAUGUGGACCUCCUGCCAGAGGGGGAGAUAUGCACCAGGGGGGCUUACAUCCUCUUCUACCAGAAAUGCAACACCAUCCCGCCGUGGUCUGCCAGCUGUUCCAACAGAGGCUCCACCAGCUCCUCUGCGUCUGAUCACUGGCUGGUUCGGCUCACGGGGAGCAGCAAGCGGGGCAGUCUGGCCUCCCGGACAUCUAGUGCCUGCCCCGCCCCCACGCUCCCCUCGCAAGAGUCCCCCGUCUUCCAGCAUGACCCCCCCGAGCCAGAGAGGGGAGGGUUCGAGAGCAGGCCGCUGGUUCGAGGUGUCCAGAGCUGGAGUGUGAGCAUGGGAACGCCCACCAAGAGCAAAGCCCCGCCCCCACGACCAUCGCUGAGACCCAGAGACCGGCACAGGUCCGCCCCCGACUUCGCCCCUGUCCCGCCCCUCGCCUCCGGGGAGCUAGUGGAGUACCUGGAGUCAGGGCGACGCCCACGCUGCACCAAGGACUCCAUCAUCCCGCUGAUGACCAGCCCCCCUGAGGAGGUGCCGCAGCACCCCCGUCCGCCUGGUGGGGGCCCCCUGGGUUCCGCCAGAGUGCCCACGGGGCAGUGCGGGCCCCCCGUGGAGAGGGGGAGCGGCCUUAAGCUCGACACUGCCCUCUCCUGGAGGGGCUCUGAAAGGACAGAGCAGGACCGGUUCACCACCAAGGGCUUCUGGGAUGGGGGGAGGGAUUUUGGGAGUGGGGACCGGCUUGGCUCCGCCCCCACUGGCCCCUCUUCCUGGGAUUCCGAACUGAAAAGGGAGUGGGCGAACUCCAGGGCAGGAGGGGGGGAGACGGGGCGGGAGAAGGGGGGCCAUGACGGCCUCCUGUCCUUCCUCCGGCCGGUCUUCCUCAAACGGGACGGCCAGAGACGGGCCCCCGGGGGCGAGGGGGCACACGGGAGCCCGACGCGGCCGUCCCGCUCCAGCGGGGCGCUGACGGGGGGUCCUGCCGAGGGGAAGCUCAACGGCGCCCCCGCAGGCAGGGGGAGGCGCUGCGAGGAGCUGGCGAACGGUGGCGCGGGGCGGGGCAUCGCCCACAUCCGCCGCUCCCAGAGCUCCUCCAACAUCCACGGCAGGCUGCAUGGCAGCGCCCCCCCGCACAGGAAGGACCCGGCGGCCGUGCCCCCCCAGAACCCCGCCCACGCCCCCCUGCUCAGACCCUGCCACAGCACCACCUCCCUGGGCAAAGGCAGGCCUGUCUCUGAAUCCCAGCUCUGAGAGGGAAACCGUCUGCUGGGUCAGUAGUGUGCCCUACAGCCCUACAGCCCUACUGUCCUACAGCCCUACAGCCCUACAGCCCUACAGCUCUACAGCCCUAUAGCUCUUCAGCUCUACAGCCCUACAGCUCUACAGCCCUAUAGCUCUUCAGCCCUACAGCCCUACAGCUCUACAGCCCUAUAGCUCUUCAGCCCUACAGCCCUACAGCUCUACAGCCCUACAGCCCUACAGCCCUACAGCCCUACAGCCCUACAGCCCUACUGUCCUACAGCCCUACAGCUCUACAGCCCUACAGCCCUACAGCCCUACAGCCCUACAGCUCUACAGCCCUACUGUCCUACAGCUCUACAGCCCUACUGUCCUACACCCCUAAAGCCCUACAGCUCUACAGCCCUACAGCCCUACAGCCCUACAGCUCUACAGCCCUACAGCCCUACACCCCUACAGCUCUACAGCCCUACUGUCCUACAGCCCUACAGCUCUACAGCCCUACAGCCCUACAGCCCUACAGCUCUACAGCCCUACUGUCCUACAGCUCUACAGCCCUACAGUCCUACACCCCUAAAGCCCUACAGCUCUACAGCCCUACAGCCCUACAGCCCUACAGCCCUACAGCCCUACCACCCUACCACCCUACACCCCUACAGCUCUACAGCCCUACCGCUCUACAGCCCUACAGCCCUACCACCCUACACCCCUAAAGCCCUACAGCUCUACAGCCCUACAGCCCUACUAUCCUACAGCCCUACUGACCCCUACAGUCCUACUGACCUACAGCUCUACAGCUCUUCAGCCCUACAGCCCUACUGACCCCUACAGCCCUACUGUCCUACACCCCUAAAGCCCUACAGCUCUACAGCCCUACAGCUCUACAGCCCUACAGCCCUACUAUCCUACAGCCCUACUGACCCCUACAGUCCUACUGACCUACAGCUCUACAGCUCUUCAGCCCUACAGCCCUACUGACCCCUACAGUCCUACUGACCUACAGUCCUACAGCUCCUCAGCCCUUCAGCUGCUGGGGGAAGAUUCCACCAAGCCAAGGGGGUCCGGGUGUCUGAGACGCUUAUCUGAUAAGGGUGUCCGAGAAGCUUGUCCAAGGAGGAUGUUCAAGAACCUUACCCAAGGAGGGAUGUCAUGGGUGCUGGGUUCUGCUCUGGCCCACCAUAAAAAGACCUGGUUCAGCUAAAAUCAUGCAAUCGGUCUUCAAUCAAGACUUCAGUCUUCAAUCAAGACCUUGAUUUUGUGAAUCAGGCAUUCAAUCAACUUGACAUAUUCAAUGAAUAUUUUUUCAUUACAGUUAAGUGCCUCUGUAAAUGAUAUACAGUCGACAGUAAUGAAUUUCGUGUUUUUUUUUUUUGUUUUUUUUUUAAACCCUGGAGGUGUGCCAUACUCAUUUACUGACAGACACUCAGCACUGUGCUCACCUGAGGCCACAGGGUGCAGCCUAUUUCACCAGAUAAACAUAAGCUGCAACAGGAACAGAGACUUUACAUUACAUUACUUUUACUAGGCAGAGGCUUUUAUCCAAAGCAGCAUACAAUAAGUGCACUGGAACAGCUGCAGAACACAGGUCCGAUAAAGGUGCAAUACUCAUUUUGUGCAGUUAUUCAUAUCCAUGAACACAUUGAGUCCAGUUCACACAGUAAACAUUACUCUCUGACCUAACCUAUGCUAAGUCAAACUAGGAGGCAUGACAUGCUACAACAUCAAGAUAGUGAUGCAAAGUACAAUAUAUAAUGUUGGUGCUGGACGGAGGUACAUGUAACAUGAAAGUGGCAUAGGAGUUGCAUGAAACUUAAGACAAUUUCAUCUCAAACAUCACAAGACGGUUAUUUUUAAGGGUUGAGCAGAAAGAGGUACAGAAGAGCUAACUCUAGGACCAGUCACAUGACCUAACAGGCUGCAACCGGGCGGCCAUGUUGAGAAUCUCUGAAUGCUGUGAUAAUGUGAACUUUAAAAAUAUCCAGCUCUCCUGUUUUCACACACAGGUAGGGCGGUUCAGUCCGCCUGCUUUGUAGUUUAUCUGUUAGCCAGUCGAAUUAACAGAGGGUUGUUUGUUGUUUACACGCUAGUCACUAAAUUCAGUGACUGCCAACAUUUCAUAAAGCAGCCUGCGUAGAACAGAAAUUUAAUGGAACAAAUCUUAAAAUGGAUUGAAUGCCUUCCUUAGUUUUUCAAACAGACAAGCAACGUGCAAUUUAAAAAUUCUAUGCAGAUAAAUAUGCAGUACAAACAGAACUGGAGACGCAGCGAAUGUUGUGUUCUGUAUUGUUUUGUCCGCACUGCUGGAUCAGUUUUAUACGUCUUAAUCGUGCAAACGUUCUGUAGAUUGGGAACACUCUAUCUAUUGAAUCAGCACAUUAAGAGGUAUCUGUAGGUUGUGGAAUGAUUGUCUGUUUACGAUACAAAAUAUCUGUUAAUCUGUCAUGACUUUUUUACUUUAUGUUGAAUGCAGUAUUGUAUGUUGUGAACCCACUGACCAUUUUCCAUUCUCUUCAAAGACAGCAGCACCAAUGACUGACAUUGGCCUACUCUGUGCUAUUCAAAACGAGCCGUUCUCCAUGGCAGCAUUACAAUAAUUAUUACAAGUAUAUAAUUAAAAUGGAUGUGUUGCAAAGAACUCAAUAGUUUAAUUAUGCACUUACAAUAAUUAUUAUAAAUGUGGCUGUCGAGAAGGGCUAAUUUUGAAUUAUGCCAGGCUGCCAAAUGUAAAUGAUUUAUGCUGUUGUCUUUAGAGAGGCUGACGAAAUGCUAGCUUUUUAUAUAUCUUAAUGCAUAUAUUAUGAUGCCGUGCACAACGUCAAAGAACACCUGGAAUAAAACUGUGUACAGGUACAAUCGACAGCUCCGUCACCUGUCAAUCCAGACUUCCCCCGGACUUUGAGUUCAGCUCUGAGACUUCUUCGAUUCCCUGACUGCUUUGUGGACGGUCUGGCCGACCUGCUUCUGAGAGCUGAUGAAGAUGAAGAUGAAGAUGUGACCUGACGUUGUGAGCAGGUGUUUGAGGGGGAUGUGCGUUCCACAGGGGAAAGGAGCACACGUAAAUCUGAGCGUGGCACACUGCACAUACCAGAUAAUGAAUAUCCAAAUCAGCAAUUCUGUCGGUAGGAAAAACAAUCUCAUUUGAAGUAAUUAAAAUCAUUAAUUUACUGAUCUGAAACACAAUCGAAUUUAGCUAUUUAUUUUUAUCAAUUUUUUUUAUUUUCUUAUUUAGAAAUAUAGUUGCAGGCCUGUCAUAUAAUAUGGAGCUUUUGUAAAAUAUGUAUGAAGGUCAGAACAUUGAAAACCAGAUGAGCACAGACCACGCAUGUAGGUUUCCUGCUUUAUUAAGAUUUAUAAGAAAUAUAUGAUAAACCGGAUGCUGGAUUCACUGAUUAGACAAUGCGGUGGUGUGUCCUUGACAUUUGUCAUUUGUCGCUAAAUUAAAAUGACUUUGUCCUUAUUAAAGAGUCAAACCACAAAAGAGUUUGGGAACUUGCAUACCUACAGGGACUGUAUGUGUGUGGACACAAUCCAAGCACUAUUUGCUUCUCCUUGUGAAAAAGUGCUGUUGUAGAUUUUUGUUUUGAACGGUACUUUUUUAUGAAGCACUGUUAUAGAACAUCUGCGUUGGUCCUGUUGGCUAAUCCCUGGUGGAAAUUCCAACUUGGUUCCAGCCUGGUUUUAAGCUGGUCCAGCUUGUUUGAAGCUGGUUUGGAGAUGGUCAAGCUGGCAACAAGAUGAUUGAAAUAGCAACCGUGUUGGCAAUAUCCAGCUGUGGUGGGCCAGGUUCAUACAUGCAACAGACCAUCACCAAAUUCCAGACAGCAUUCAGGUGGAGCAUAAGCUGGUUCCAGUUAGAGUCCAUCUUUAGCUACUAGCUGGAAGUUCAACCAGGAUGUAACCUUCUGUGUCAAUCUUACUGAAUAAUUCCUUCUGUUAUUCAGAUUUUUUUAAAUAAAUUUUUUUUUUGCUUUUUGUUGCCUCUACAGAAAAAAAACCAUUGUGUUUUCAUCAGCUUUCUUGUCUAUGAUUUGGAUUCUGUUAAACGAGCCCAUAAGCUGAUUUCAAAUGGAAAUGUCUUCGUACGCUGCACGCAAUACAGUCUCACAAUCAGUCUCACCGCCUUUUUUGUUUACAUCUGUGUACUGUGGCGUUUACAUUUAACUGACACAAUGUUUACAAAAAUCGAACAUUGAACAUGCAGCAAAAUAUGACAGAAUGGUGUAAAAUUGUAUGUAGCUAUUGUACUUCUGCAAUAUGUGUGGCUCGAGAUGUUUUAUAUUCAAUAUUUGUAACGGUUCUACAUAUUUUGUAUCUACUUAAAUAUGUAAAUAUGUUUGAACAUGUAUGUUAAGUGGGCACUUUAAAUUCAAGGGGGUGAUUUUGCAAAAGAACCAAGGUGGUUGCACCUAACAUGGAGGCACCAACCAGCAGAAGCCAUACAAAGCUCACAUUCAGUAAGGUGAGGGUUCUCUGUCAGAGGGGUUCUAUGUCAGAGGGGUUCUGUGUCUGAGGGUGCUGUGUCAGAGCGUUCUAUGUCUGAGGGUUCUAUGCAUGUUUCUUGUGACAUUCAUGAACUUCUGAUGAUCUAUAUUGCCUCUCGUUCUACGGUGUGGACUAACAUCAUUAACGGCUUUGGUUGUAGGUUUUCAGGAGUGAGAUGGAAUGGGUCCCGGGGGGUGGUUUCAGAUGUGUGGGCACAAUAAUCAACUGCUUCGUUCUUAAACUACCACAUUCCACUGAAAAGUCAUAAAAGUUUAAUGUUUUGAGACAGUGACAAAAGCCUUUGGCAUCAAUGUUUUUUCCAUUUGCAAUCUGUCAGGAAACAAAAAAAAAAAGUUUUCUAUAUUUCUUGGAGUUUCCUUUUUUGGUCUGUUUAUUUCUUCUUUGCACAGAGCUCUUGUGCAUAAAGUCCAUUUUUAUGUUCUGUUUAAAUUUAAAGUCCAUAUUUAAUUGCCGUUUCUCUUUGAUCUUGUGAGAAAUUAUGAAUAUGACUGCGCGUCAAUAGCAUUGUCUGUCACUGUGAGUUCAGUUUGCAUUGUAGUGUAAACUUCAUUUAAAUGCAGGAUUUUAAAGGUGAUGAAAAUACACAUUUCACACACUUACCUGCCUCCACAUGCACUUGAAAAUUCUCAGUGGGCAGGAUGUUGGGUAUGUGAGUUUGGUUUGCAUUUUUUUAAUCGUGUACAUAAAUUAACCCCAGUGUCUCUGUAAAGGGAAUGAAAAUAGACCAUGAACAAGUUUAGACCAAAUGUGAAGGAUACGAAGGAAUGUGUUAUAUAUUGCACUUAAAGUGUUAUUUUUAAUACUGAGAAUAAAACUUGUGAACUUCA
Anguilla rostrata (American eel) is the source of this 9871-nucleotide messenger RNA. Its product is annotated as ubiquitin carboxyl-terminal hydrolase 43-like. Bases 1089 to 4553 code for a protein of 1154 amino acids. The transcript is spliced from 15 exons. The record is from RefSeq and is a predicted model, not a curated record. Gene Ontology annotation, molecular function: cysteine-type deubiquitinase activity. Gene Ontology annotation, biological process: protein deubiquitination. NCBI's taxonomy places the organism in Eukaryota, Metazoa, Chordata, Actinopteri, Anguilliformes, Anguillidae.